CAUAAUUCAAGAGAAAAAUUUAGUUGUAGAUGAAGAAAAAACCACUAUGUCAGCCGAAAAAAAAAGAAACGUUUGAGAUAUGGAAAGACUUUGAUUCACAGGUAAUAGAAGUUACAACAGUGAGAACCGACACUUCUGAUGCAAUUGUGGAAUUGGAUAAAUUUCUUAAUGAACCUUUGAUCCCGAGAAAAUCAGAUACUCUUAUAUGGUGGAAGGAAAUGAAACGAAUAUAUCCUGAUAUAUACGAUUUAAUGUUACAAAGAUUGGGAGUUCCAUCAACAUCAGUUCCAUGCGAACGAACGUUUUCUAAAACCGGAUAUACGCAAACUGACAGGCGUAAUAGACUUUCAAUAAAAAAUAUGGAAACAUUAAUGUUUUUAAAUGGUAAUCUAGAAUAAAUAUUUUAAAUACAUCCAUGUUUGUAUGAACAUUUCAAAACCAUUGCACAACUGUAACUGUGAAAAUAGAAUCUGAAAAUUUAAAUUUGAC
Sipha flava (yellow sugarcane aphid) is the source of this 489-nucleotide messenger RNA. RefSeq names its product zinc finger BED domain-containing protein DAYSLEEPER-like. The record is from RefSeq and is a predicted model, not a curated record. The transcript is spliced from 3 exons. NCBI's taxonomy places the organism in Eukaryota, Metazoa, Arthropoda, Insecta, Hemiptera, Aphididae. Gene Ontology annotation, molecular function: protein dimerization activity. The coding region runs from base 30 to 398 and encodes 122 amino acids.